Molecule: messenger RNA, 1755 nt
Organism: Saccharomyces cerevisiae S288C
Lineage: Eukaryota; Fungi; Ascomycota; Saccharomycetes; Saccharomycetales; Saccharomycetaceae
Gene: UBX2
Product: Ubx2p
Exons: 1
Coding region: 1-1755 (584 amino acids)
Biological process (GO): protein catabolic process
Cellular component (GO): endoplasmic reticulum membrane
Source: RefSeq, marked reviewed
AUGCCAGUAGUCAAUCAUGAGGAUAGUGAAUUUCACCUUUCGCACACAGAAGAGGACAAGUUAAAUGAGUUCCAGGUCAUCACGAAUUUCCCCCCAGAAGACUUGCCAGAUGUGGUGAGACUGUUGAGGAACCAUGGUUGGCAGUUAGAACCAGCAUUGAGCCGAUAUUUCGAUGGAGAGUGGAAAGGCGAACCAGACCAGAUGGGAGAGCCCACUCAAACGUCUACACCCAUGGCUGAGACCUUGGUUCCUCCCGCGUUGGGACCUAGACCGUUGUUAUUUACAGCCUCACUGCCCGUGGUCAGACCAUUGCCAGCGAACUUCCGCAAUGAUUUCAGAACAAUUGGGCUAAAUGGACGCUCUAACACUGUGUGGUCCAUGUUUGAAUCUUUUAGUUAUGAUGGUAACCCCUUUCUUUUUAUUUUACUGUUGAUCCCUCGGAUAAUCAAUAGGUUAUCUGCCACAAUAUUCACGUUCUUUUGCACUCUAUUGUCCCUGCAUUCGAUAAGUGGUGGCGGUAAUUCAGGAAAACCCAAGAUCUCCAAGGUUCCAAAGGCACCAACCAGAGAAACCCAUAUCCCACUUGCAGAAAUACUGGGUGACACGAAGGACAAGGAUGCAUUUUGCGAACUAAAAAGCUUUAAACCAGACAUUUCCUUCAAUGAGGCCUUGCGUAUUGCAAAAGAAGAGUUUAAGUUUAUGUUGCUCAUCCUAGUGGGCGACACCUACGAUACCGAUACUGAUACCGUAGAUGUUAAUUCUAAACUACUAUUGGAAAAGAUUUUGUUAAACAAGAAGACUUUACAGUACUUGCGCAAGAUUGAUAACGACCUGAUUAUCUAUUUGAAAUGCGUACACGAGUUGGAACCUUGGCUGGUUGCUCGCCAACUAGGUGUCAGAAACACCCCGGAGAUAUUCCUCAUUGCCAACGUGGCUAAUAAGGCUUCCCAUUCAGAAACUUUGCCCUCACAAAGACUCUCCAUUCUCGGCAAGCUAAAGGUCAAUUCACUGAACAGAUUCUUGCAGUCGUUAACAAACGUGGUGGAAAAGUACACUCCAGAAUUAGUUGUUAAUAAAACUGAAAUGCACGAGCUACGCAUGUCAAGAGAAAUAAAAAAACUGCAGGAGGAUGCGUACAAAAAGUCGCUAGAAAUGGACAGAAUCAAAGCUAUAGAAAAGGAAAAGAGCUUGAAACACGCUCAGGAUUUGAAAUUAAACUCAACUGCUCGGCAAUUAAAAUGGUUAAAGGCUUGCAUCGAUGAGAUACAGCCGUUCGAGACAACGGGGAAGCAAGCUACUCUGCAAUUUAGGACUUCUAGUGGCAAAAGAUUCGUCAAGAAGUUCCCCUCCAUGACUACACUUUACCAAAUCUACCAAUCCAUUGGGUGUCACAUAUACCUCGCGGUAUAUUCUAGUGACCCCGCAGAAUGGUCUAACGCCCUCCAGGACAAAAUCAGGCAAUUAUCUGCAGACGACGAUAUGCUCUGCUUUAAAGAAGGACAACUCGAAACUGCUACUGCUACCACUAUCGAAGAGCUCGGCCACAUCAUCAACAACGAGCUUACCUCAUUUGAUCUCGAACGUGGUAAACUUGAAUUCGACUUUGAAUUGGUAUCGCCCUUCCCUAAGUAUACUGUGCAUCCUAACGAGCACAUGUCGGUGGACCAAGUGCCCCAGCUAUGGCCAAAUGGCAGUCUUCUAGUGGAAGCACUGGAUGAAGAAGAUGAAGAAGAUGAGGAAAAUGAAGAACAAUGA